UCAUUCAAAUAUCAAAACCUGCAUGAUCCAAUUUCAUCACUCUUUCACCGCCCCACUUGCACUCUCACACCAAUAAAGCGUGACAUAAACGUAUUUAAAUACACGCAUCUCCGCGUUCUCACUCUUAUUUUCCUCACUUCAAAGCAAAACGCAGUGCACAGCAAUGGUGGCCACGCUUCUAAAAUCCUAAAACCCUAACCCUAAGACGAAAAAGAAAAGAGAAAAUCCCCAAUCCUCGCGAAACUCGAUCGAUCCCCAUGAACGUGGAUCACGACCAGCCUCCGGCCGCGGCGAAGGCCCAGGCGCUGCAGACCCUGACGGCGGGUCCUCUCUCCUCGUCGGUGGCGAAGCUCGCCGCGUCGUCGCGGUGCAUCCCUUCCGACAAGGACUUCCACUUCUACCGCAACUUCGAGGAGUUCAAGGUCCCCGUGGAGGAAAUCGCGCGCGAGUCGCGGUCGAUGCUGGAGGCCAUCGGGGCCGCGGCGGUGCACGCGGCGUUCCCCGGCGACGUCGACGACGCUUACGACUGGCUCGUGAACGUGAACGACGACGUUUUGGAGCGGUUCGACGCGUCCGCGGACGAGUUCCGGAGGAUUCGGGAGGAGGAGGAGGAGACGGGGCGUCCGGGGAAGGAUUCAAUGGAGGAGGACGGGUUUCAAUUGGUUUCCGGGAGGAAGAAGAAGGGAGGGAGAGGGAAUGUGGCUUCGGCGGCGGCGGGUUCCGAGGCGGGUUUGGUUGCGCUGGGAGUAACGGUGGCGACCAAGGAUAAGAAGACGACGGGCCCCAGACCCAAGGUUCCGUUUCAUAUACCGACGAUAAGGAAACCGCAGGAGGAGUAUAGUAUAAUGGUUAAUAAUGCUAACAUGCCGUUUGAGCAUGUGUGGUUGCAGAGGAGUGAUGAUGGGCUGAGAUUUGUUCAUCCACUGGAAAAACUCUCUGUUUUGGAUUUUGUUGAUACAAAUCUGGGGGAUGUUGUGCCAGUGAAGCCUCCCUCAAUAGAAAGUACCCCUUUCAAGCUUGUGGAAGAAGUCAAAGAUUUGAAGGACUUGGCUGCUAAGCUGCGUUCUGUUAAUGAAUUUGCGGUUGAUUUGGAGCAUAAUCAAUAUCGGUCUUUCCAAGGUUUGACUUGCCUGAUGCAAAUAUCAACAAGGACAGAAGAUUUUGUUGUUGACACAUUUAAACUUCGCAUUCAUAUUGGACCCUAUCUACGGGAAGUCUUCAAGGACCCUGCCAAGAGAAAGGUCAUGCAUGGUGCGGAUCGAGAUAUUGUGUGGCUUCAACGAGAUUUUGGAAUAUACAUUUGUAAUUUGUUUGACACUCACCAGGCUUCAAAGUUGUUAAACUUGGAAAGAAAUAGUUUGGAGCAUAUUCUACAUCAUUUUUGUGAAGUUACUGCAAACAAAGAAUACCAGAAUGCAGAUUGGAGACUACGCCCACUUCCUGAUGAGAUGCUAAGAUAUGCAAGAGAAGAUACACACUAUCUGUUGUAUAUAUAUGAUUUAAUGAGGAUUAAGUUAUUUGCCUUGUCUAAGGAGUCUGACUGUUCCGAAUCUUCAGUCGCUCCUCUGGUGGAGGUCUACAAGCGCAGUUAUGAUGUCUGCAUGCAACUUUAUGAGAAAGAACUUCUGACAGAGAGCUCCUAUCUUCAUAUAUAUGGGUUGCAAGCUGCCGGUUUCAAUGCUCAACAGCUUGCCAUUGUUUCUGGGCUGUGUGAAUGGAGGGACAUUGUUGCCCGAGCAGAGGAUGAGAGUACGGGAUAUGUAUUGCCAAACAAAUCUGUUCUUGAAAUUGCUAAGCAGAUGCCUCUUACUACAAGCAAGCUACGGCGAUUGGUGAAGUCAAAACACCCUUAUGUUGAACACAAUCUUGAUGCUGUUGUCAACAUCAUUAGGCAUUCUAUUCAGAAUGCUGCUGCAUUUGAGGAAGCAGCUCAACAAUUGAAAGAAGCUCAAGCUGCCACUGCAUCAGAUGUAGUACCCGUUACAGAGGGAACUGAAGAUCCUCAAUCCCAUACACAAAAUUUGAAGGAAUCUUCUCAGCAUCAAGAUACGAACGUGCAAAUAAAAAUCAAGUCCAAUAGUCUUACAUAUGAGCCCCCCAGAGUCAGUCUCUCUAUUUCAGAGAAGAAUAGGGUUGCAAAUGUUGCUGCACUUUCUACAGAAAAGGGAAAUGGAGCAACUGUUCAGAUGCUAAAAAAGCCUACUGGUGCUUUUGGAGCACUACUAGGGAAUUCAGCUUCAAAGAGGAAGCUUGGUCCUGAUAAGGGCAAGGAAGAGAUCAAGCUAGAACAGAUUAGGUCUUCAGUCAGUCUUCCUUUCCAUUCAUUUUUGGGUAGCAGUGAGAAAUCAGAGCCUACAGUAGGAACUCUUAGUGUAGCAUCUAAAGUGUCAGAGCCACAGAAACCUGUUCCUGAUAUAGUUCCGCCCCCCCCUCUAGACGAGAUUAUAAUGCUAGAAUCUGAUAUGGGUGCAGAGGAUAUGGAGCAAAAUAACCUAGAGAACUCCAAUGAGCACAGGGAGAAAAAUUCUGUGGUGUCCACUUCAGGAAAAGAGGAUGAAGAUGAGCCAGUGUCUCUCUCGGAGUUGUCUUCAAAUUUUCAAAAAUGCUUUCAUUCAAAUGAUCAAACUAAUAAAACCAGACAGCUGAAGAAAACUGAAGAACCCAGUGGCUUAGUGCAGCUGAAGCCAUUUGAUUAUGAAGCUGCAAGGAAACAUGUCAAGUUUGGAGAAGAUACAAAGCAUGCAUCUUCCCAGGGUAGUUAUGGCCAUAUGGAGACAGAUGACACAGGUAGCAAGAAGCAACGCUCGACAGUGGGUCAGGAACAAGCUAGUGAUUUGACUAAACAAUUACAACAAGGUAAAAGACGUCAGGCAUUUCCUGCUUCUGGGAAUCGUAGUGCAACAUUUCGCUGAGACUGUACAAAAUAAAUGACAAAGCCAGAUAUUCAAUUUAGAAUAGUGUUAAAUCCAAGUUGAGCAAGAUUAUAGUUUUAUGGUUUUUUAAGUUUACAUCUCGUUUGAGCAGCUAAAGUUUUUUUUCGCCUGAUCAGCUGAUAACUUGUAUGAAAGGUGGAAAUAUUCGAGUGACCAAAAAAAUCUGUAGGCAUUGACUUGUAUUCUUGUAAUGUAUUGUAUUGGUUCGAGAAUUCCAAAGCCAAAGUUAAUUAUUUUCUGCAUUAGAAUGUGGACUUCUUUUUAUGGCUUUAAAUCUAGAAUUUAGUUUUGAUCA
Messenger RNA from Cajanus cajan (pigeon pea), 3228 nucleotides. Its product is annotated as Polynucleotidyl transferase, ribonuclease H fold protein with HRDC domain-containing protein. Lineage: Eukaryota; Viridiplantae; Streptophyta; Magnoliopsida; Fabales; Fabaceae. Gene Ontology annotation, cellular component: nucleolus; nuclear exosome (RNase complex). The record is from RefSeq and is a predicted model, not a curated record. Gene Ontology annotation, biological process: poly(A)-dependent snoRNA 3'-end processing; nuclear polyadenylation-dependent snRNA catabolic process; nuclear polyadenylation-dependent CUT catabolic process. Gene Ontology annotation, molecular function: nucleotide binding; single-stranded RNA binding; 3'-5'-RNA exonuclease activity.